GCGGGGAAGUUCAGCUUCAUUCAGCUCAUCAUCUACAUCGGCUCCACGCUGUCGUACUACGCUCUGACGACCGUGAUGAUCGACUGGCUGAUAGGAACCAGAUGUUACUCUGCAGAAGUUGGACAAAACUACUCGGAGAAGAAAGUGGAGUCGGUCCAAGACAAGCAGAAGUGCAUCCUGUGUGUGUCCUACGUCGACGAAAACAACAUCCGACUGGUGAAGAGAUCGAAGAAGAAAAGUUUACAGGACAUCAAACCGGUUUCUGUGCAGCCACGCAAGGAGGACAGCGGACACCUGAGAGCCGUCCUCUGUCUGCUCCAGUCUGAUAAUCACGACGCUCAGCCUCCCCUCGACCAUAAAUCCGAGCCGGGACGCCGUCGCCCGGCCUGGUGUAGGUGUGACCGCUGCGCCCCCUCCGCCCUCCCUCUGGAGGAGCUGUGCUGCCGGCAGAGCGACGGCGCCUGCAUCACCUCUUCGCCGCUGUUCGAGCAGCUCGUGUUGCGUCGCUCCCUGCUGGAGGCCGUCCUCCUGUACCGGGACCCUCUGUCCCCUCUUGCAGGUCAAGGAGAGACCGCCAUCCUGCGUCACUGCGCCUACGGUCAGUACAUCAGCUGGAGGCUUGGGGUCCCGCCUGAGAACACCCUCCCUGCCAUCCCCAGCUGCUGCGUGUGGAGGGUCAGAGGGGAAUACCCGAAGCCGGACGGACAGUACGGCGGCUUCAGACCUGACAGGACGGCGUCCAUGCAGGCGUUUGCUAACGGAGAGCUGUGAGAGGAGAGCACGGACUCCCCCGCUCACCGACCCACUAACUUUCUAUGUUCAGUCCGCUUCAGAGAGCAAAAAAAGCAUUAACUUGAGCUUGUGUUUGGUCAGACGGGGGAUAAAAGCAGUCAAUAAAUCACUGCACUUUCUAACAUUAUCCGUUAAAUCAUUCGGCUGCUCGGUAAAAAUUAAAGCCAUUUUUCUCAGUUUCACUCCCUUUAAGCAGCUUCUUGCCUUUUAAAGGGCAGAAAUUUCAUUUUUAACACCACUAACCCGCUCAGACAAAAGAUUUCUGCAGCCAGGAA
Molecule: messenger RNA, 1067 nt
Organism: Plectropomus leopardus (leopard coralgrouper)
Lineage: Eukaryota; Metazoa; Chordata; Actinopteri; Perciformes; Serranidae
Source: RefSeq, a predicted model, not a curated record